CGCGAAGACCAGGAAACCAAAGGAGUCCGUACAGGAUUUGUGUCCAACUCGAAACGCCUUCUUAAGUUCAUUCUGAAGCUGCACAAUGAAGAGACAGCAUAAUGUUGCGAAGAACCUGGCUCUGCUAUUUGAGUUUAGUGAUGAAGAAAGUGACGUGACCCCACAAACGACAAGUGAUGGAGUUAUGAAAGAGGAAAGAGACACAACCCUACGUAAGACAAGUGAUAAAGUGAUGGAAGAGGAAAGAGACAGGACUCUUCAUACGAUGAGAGAUGGAGGGAUGAAAGUGGAAAGAAAUGUAACCCUACAUAUGACAUGUGAUGAAGAGAUGGUAGAGGAAACAAACGAGACUCUUUAUAUGAUGAGUUAUGGAGGGAUGAAAGUAGAAAGGGAUGAGACCCUACAUGUAACAAGUGAUGGAGGGAUGAAAGUGGAAAGAGACGUAACUCAACAUAUGACAACUGAUGCAGGGAUAGAAGAGGAAAGAGACGCAACCUUACGUAUGACAAGUGAUGGAGGGAUGGAAGAGGAAAGAGACGCAAAUCUACAUACGACAAGUGAUGGAGGAAUGGAAGAGGAAAGAGACUCAACCCUAGAUACAACAAGUGAUGGAGGGAUGGAAGAGGAAAGAGACGUGGCCCAACAUACGACAAGUGAUGGCAGGAUGGAAGAAAAAAAAUAUGUGACCCUACGUACGACAAGUACUGAAUGGAUAGAAGAGGAAAGGGAUCUGGAUGGAGACGCAGAGCUGGAGGUGGAGCUCUCUGAUGAAGCUUCUGAAACAGAGGACAAUAUGGAGUUUGACCCAGACUACCACUCUACUGAUGGAGAAGAGUCAGAGGAAGAGUCAGAGGUCACUGCUGACACAGAGACGGCUUAUCAGUCUAAAAACGGAAACAUAUCGUGGACUUCAAAAACUCCUCAGAGACAACGAGGGAGAUUUCCAGCUCAUCGUAUCAUCAGAAUGACCCCUGGACCAACCAGGUUGGCAUGUGCCAAUGCUAAAGACAUAAGAUCAACCUUUGAAUUGUUUUUCCCAGAUGAUAUUAGACAGAUUUUGAUUGAAAUGACCAAUUUAGAGGGGAAAUGCGUGUUUGGUGAUACCUGGAAGAACCUGGACUGGACAGACUUACAGGCCUUUCUUGGUCUGUUGAUUCUGGCAGGCGUGUAUCGAUCCCACCAUGAGGCCAUGGAUUGCUUAUGGCACGCUGAGUCGGGAAGGCCAAUUUUUCGUGCUACCAUGUCACUGAAAAGUUUUAAGAGUUUGUCAAGGGUCUUCUUCUUUUACAAAAAGGACAAAAGGUAUAGCCAACAGAAAAAAGACAAGCUGGCACCAGUAAGGAACAUCUGGGAUAAAUGGGUCCAACGACUGCGACUCUUAUACAAUCCAGGCCCAAACGUCACUGUGGACAAGUGCCUGGUCCGUUUCAGAGGUCGCUGUCCCUUCAAACAAUACAUGCCGAGUAAACCGGGCAAGUAUGGAAUUAAAAUCUGGGCGGCAUGCGAUGCCAGAUCGAGCUACGCGUGGAACCUGCAGAUCUACACUGGCAAAGCUGUCGACGGCAAGUCAGAAAAGAACCAGGGAAUGCAAGUGGUCUUGGACAUGACAGACGGUCUAGAAGGACACACCAUCACGUGUGACAACUUCUUCACCUCGUACGCCCUCGGCCAGGAGCUGCUCCAAAGGAAAAUGACCAUGAUUGGAACUGUCAGAUCAAACAAGCCUGAGCUCCCACCUGCGCUCCUGUCAAUGAAGGACAGGGCACCAUUAUCAUCCAUGUUCGCCUUCACUGAUACGCACACUCUUGUGUCCUACUGUCCCAGAAAAAAUACAAAUGUGCUUUUGAUGAGCACUUUCCACAGAGAUGACAAAGUAAGCGACAAAGACCACAAGAAGCCAGAGAUAAUCCUAGACUACAACCAUACCAAAGGCGGAGUUGACAACCUUGACAAGCUUGUUGCCACUUACACCUGCCAAAGGAAGACCACACGUUGGCCCAUGGUGAUUUUCUUCAACAUGUUGGAUGUCUCUGCCUACAAUGCAUUUGUGCUGUGGAUGGAAAUAAAUCAUUCAUGGAACAAAGGGAAGAAAUAUAGAAGGAGGCUCUUUCUGGAAGAGCUAGGGAAAGCUCUGGUGGCUCCUCUCAUGAAAAGACGGGAAAAUAUUCCCCGCACUCCAGCCUCUCAGAAUAUGGUGAUGGAAGCACAAGCAAGCUCUUCGCCAGUCAAAGCCACUCAUCUCGCACCAGUAACCCCAGCCAAGAGGAAAAGGUGUCAGGUCUGUGACCGAAAGAAGGACACAAAAACAAGUUUGACGUGCAGUGAGUGUAACAAAUACAUUUGCGGGUCACACGCUGUUAUGACUGCUCAGUGCCCAGAAUGCAGCAAGAAGGUUUAAACAAGAUUUAACCACUGCUUAUGUACUGUUUGUUACUUGGUUUUAUGACUAAAACCAAUCUUUUCUUUUUGUUUUCUUUACUAACUUGUUUACCAUUGCAAAAUGUGUAAUCUGUUUAUUGCCCCUUGUUUCGUUGACUUUUUUUUAUUAGUUUACUGCAUUAGAGUUACUAAGUAUUCAUGUUUUAAAUAAAUG
Sinocyclocheilus anshuiensis is the source of this 2593-nucleotide messenger RNA. RefSeq names its product piggyBac transposable element-derived protein 4-like. The transcript has 3 exons. Bases 86 to 2398 code for a protein of 770 amino acids. The record is from RefSeq and is a predicted model, not a curated record. Lineage: Eukaryota; Metazoa; Chordata; Actinopteri; Cypriniformes; Cyprinidae.